Prosopis cineraria is the source of this 2387-nucleotide messenger RNA. RefSeq names its product cyclic nucleotide-gated ion channel 2-like. The transcript has 8 exons. Gene Ontology annotation, biological process: monoatomic ion transport; transmembrane transport. Gene Ontology annotation, molecular function: monoatomic ion channel activity. Gene Ontology annotation, cellular component: membrane. Bases 208 to 2295 code for a protein of 695 amino acids. NCBI's taxonomy places the organism in Eukaryota, Viridiplantae, Streptophyta, Magnoliopsida, Fabales, Fabaceae. The record is from RefSeq and is a predicted model, not a curated record.
AGCACAAUGUCUGUGCGCACGAAUUGAACCUCACCACCCUCCACCUCUUCUUCAACCGUACUACAGCUUCUUCUAUUCUUUUUAUCAGUCAUGUGAUAUCCUUCCCUCUCCUCGAAGCUUAAACGACAAUCAUACACACACAGAUACCGUCACUCUUCAUUUCUUCCCCAUUUUGAUCUUCUCUCCCAUGGUUACUCUGCAUCUGCAAUGCCCGCCUUCUUCUUCUAUCUCCUCCGGUGGAUUGGUCAACACCCCCUGGGAAACGAUUCUCAGAGCAGCAAUGGCCACGCCGUAGACAACAACUUCAUCGAGUGCUACGCUUGCACUCAGGUCGGCGUUCCUGUCUUCCACUCCACCAGCUGCGACGGUUAUAACCAGCUCCAAUGGGAGGCCUCUGCCGGUUCUUCCUUGAUCCCCAUCCAGAACCGGACCACCCGCAGCGACCAGACGAAGGCCAGGCCCAAAUCGGGUCCGUUCGGGCGAGUUAUCGACCCGCGAAGCAAGCGCGUGCAGUCCUGGAACAGAGCAUUGCUGUUAUCGCGUGGGAUGGCGUUGGCCAUCGAUCCGUUGUUCUUCUACGCGCUGUCCAUUGGAAGGGAAGGCAGGCCGUGCCUGCACAUGGACGAGCGAUUGGCGAUGAUGGUUACGGUGCUUCGCACGUGCGUGGACGCGAUGCACUUGUUCCACGUAUGGCUGCAGUUGCGGAUGGCUUACGUGUCAAAGGAGUCGCUGGUGCUCGGGUGCGGGAAGCUCGUGUGGGAUGCACGUGCCAUAGCAGCGCAUUACCUGGGUUCCUCGAAGCGGUUCUGGUUCGACGCCUUCGUCAUCCUCCCCAUUCCUCAGGCCGUGUUUUGGUUAGUACUGCCCAAAUUAGUAAGAGAGGAGCAAAUUGAACUCAUAGUGACAAUACUGCUAUUAAUCUUCUUGUUCCAGUUUCUCCCCAAAGUCUACCACAGUAUCAUCUUGAUGAGAAGAAUGAAAAAAGUCACUGGCUACAUCUUUGGUACCAUUUGGUGGGGAUUUGGCCUCAAUCUCAUAGCUUACUUGAUUGCUUCUCAUGUUACUGGAGGGUGCUGGUAUGUCCUGGCAAUUCAACGUGUUGCAUCAUGCCUCCAGAAGCAGUGUGAAAGUAGUCCUAGUUGUAAUCUGUCUCUUUCAUGCUCAGAGGAGGUUUGUUACCAAUAUCUGUUGCAGAAAAGCACACUCGAAAGUCCAUGUGGUGCAAACUCCACAGUAGUGGUGAGAAAGACUUCAUGCUUAGAUUUUGAAGGACCUUUCAAUUACGGGAUCUACCAGUGGGCUCUUCCAGUCAUAUCCAGCAAUUCCUUGGCUGUCAAGAUUCUAUAUCCCAUAUUUUGGGGUUUGAUGACUCUCAGCACCUUUGGCAAUGUUCUUGAACCCACAAGUCACUGGCUAGAAGUAAUUUUCAGCAUAUGCAUUGUGCUCAGUGGAUUACUGCUUUUCACUUUGUUGAUUGGGAACAUCCAGGUAUCCCUACUUGCAGUAAUGGCAGAGAAGAGAAAGAUGCAGCUGAGAUGUCGUGACAUGGAGUGGUGGAUGAGGAGGAGGCAGCUUCCGUCACACUUAAGACAAAGAGUUCGCCAUUUUGAGCGUCACAGAUGGACCAUGGGAGGAGAGGACGAAAUGGAAUUGAUAAAGGACUUACCAGAAGGUCUGAGGAGGGACAUCAAGCGCUAUCUAUGCUUAGACCUCAUCAAAAAGGCACCUCUGUUUCACAACUUGGAUGAUCUUAUUCUUGAUAACAUCUGUGACAGGGUUAAACCCUUAAUCUUCUCUAAAGAUGAGAAGAUAGUCAGAGAAGGAGACCCAGUGGCAAGGAUGGUGUUCAUUGUUCGUGGACGAAUAAAACGCAUCCAAAACCUAAGCAAAGGUGUGAUAGCCACGAGUAACCUCGAAGCAGGAGGGUUUCUGGGUGAUGAGCUGCUCUCAUGGUGCCUUCGCCGGCCGUUUAUAGACCGGCUUCCGGCGUCCUCAGCAACAUUCGUAUGUGUUGAAUCGACUGAAGCGUUUGGCCUGAGUGCUGAACACCUCAAGUACAUCACUGAUCACUUCCGCUACAAAUUUGCUAAUGAAAGACUCAAGAGAACAGCCAGGUAUUACUCAUCCAAUUGGCGAACCUGGGCUGCUGUCAUUAUCCAACUUGCUUGGCAAAAUUACAGGAAAAGGAGUAGAGGUUCAAUGGUUUCUGUAAUUGAAAAUAUAGCCACUGAACGCAGGCUCUUGCAAUAUGCUGCAAUGUUCAUGUCAAUAAGGCCACAUGACCAUCUUGAAUAAGUGGCUUUAUGUUUGACGUUUGUUUCCUCCUUUUUUAACUGAAUAAAUUAUGUUAAAAUUUCACAUAAAAAAAUUAAUUAUUAUAAAAUUUA